AUGAGUGCUCCUACUGGUAUGGGUCGUCGAACUGCUGCACAUUAUCGUGAUAUCGAUGUUCGUCUACAUAAGUAUAUUAAUCAACAAAGUGGAAAUGUUCUCUUCCCGGCUCAUCAGAACUUUCAUCACUUUCAUCCGGCGCCUGGAAUAGUACAUAAACCUCACUAUGCUCGUCGAGAACACCGACACUAUGGAAUCUACGCAUAUGAUGACGGCGACGACGAUGAAAGAAUGUUUCGACGACAUUGGCGGAUGCAUUACUGA
Molecule: messenger RNA, 264 nt
Organism: Adineta ricciae
Lineage: Eukaryota; Metazoa; Rotifera; Eurotatoria; Adinetida; Adinetidae
Source: the annotation of a GenBank genome assembly